This is a messenger RNA of Drosophila ficusphila, 738 nucleotides long. RefSeq names its product protein Dr1 (gene NC2beta). Bases 102 to 653 code for a protein of 183 amino acids. Gene Ontology annotation, cellular component: negative cofactor 2 complex. Gene Ontology annotation, molecular function: protein heterodimerization activity; core promoter sequence-specific DNA binding; general transcription initiation factor activity. Lineage: Eukaryota; Metazoa; Arthropoda; Insecta; Diptera; Drosophilidae. Gene Ontology annotation, biological process: chromatin remodeling; RNA polymerase II preinitiation complex assembly; positive regulation of transcription by RNA polymerase II. The record is from RefSeq and is a predicted model, not a curated record. The transcript has a single exon.
GUUAGCAAACAACGGUCACUUUAAUACUGGAUGCAAAAUCGAAGUCGCAAGGAAAACAAUUGCUUCCCAUUUUUGUUUACAGUCACGCAGCCCAAGACGCCAUGUCAAAUCCGCAGGAGGACCUACUGCCACCCAGUGCUGAGGACGACGAACUGACCCUGCCGCGAGCCAGCAUCAACAAGAUCAUCAAGGAGCUGGUGCCCACUGUGCGUGUGGCGAACGAGAGUCGCGAGCUGAUCCUGAACUGCUGCUCCGAGUUUAUACAUCUGAUCAGUUCGGAGGCCAAUGAUGUGUGCAACAUGCGCAACAAGAAGACAAUCAACGCGGAGCACGUUCUGGAGGCGCUUGAUCGUUUAGGCUUCCAUGACUACAAACAGGAAGCGGAGGCCGUUCUUCACGACUGCAAAGAGGUGGCUGCCAAGCGAAGACGGCAGAGCACGCGCCUGGAAAACCUUGGUAUUCCCGAAGAGGAACUUUUGCGACAGCAGCAGGAGCUGUUCGCCAAGGCACGCGAAGAACAGGCCCGUGAGGAGCAGCAGCAAUGGAUGAGUAUGCAGGCGGCGGCCAUGGUCCAGCGACAACCGCUGGCUGAUGGCUCCGUGGCCAGCAAACCCAGUGAAGAUGACGAGGACGAGGACGACGACGACUACUAGUAGAAAAGUGUGUCUUUCUAUGAGCUUAAUGUAGUUUUAAUAUUAAAAUAUAUUGCCAUAAGUUCAGCAGUCUGCUGUAAGCUAA